Eruca vesicaria subsp. sativa (arugula) is the source of this 378-nucleotide messenger RNA. NCBI's taxonomy places the organism in Eukaryota, Viridiplantae, Streptophyta, Magnoliopsida, Brassicales, Brassicaceae. The record is from the annotation of a GenBank genome assembly.
AUGGAACUAGAUGGGAAAAAGAUUGCUUUAGAAACUAAUGAUUAUGAUUUUGGAUUGAGUACACAAGAUAUGGAAAACCUUUCCCAAGAUACAUUUGUACAUGGUUUUGAUCUUUCUCAAGUCAAAGUCGAAAAACCAAGGAAAUCACGAUCCAGAAAGACGUCCACACUUAACUUACGUGAUGAGCAGAUACAUCGAACCGGAGAAGCAUCACCGGAUGCCGCAUUGGUGUAUAUCCGUGAAGAGGAUUGGGAAAAAGUAAGAAAUUGGUCAACUUAUGCCACACCGCUACAGAUUGGACCUGCAAAAUUAGACAGUCAGAUGGCUGCUCUUCUUAUAACUAAAACUGAGUGGCUUGCUAACUCGGUAAACCUAUAG